This is a messenger RNA of Platichthys flesus (European flounder), 1020 nucleotides long. Its product is annotated as intestine-specific homeobox-like. Gene Ontology annotation, molecular function: RNA polymerase II transcription regulatory region sequence-specific DNA binding; DNA-binding transcription factor activity, RNA polymerase II-specific. Gene Ontology annotation, biological process: regulation of transcription by RNA polymerase II. NCBI's taxonomy places the organism in Eukaryota, Metazoa, Chordata, Actinopteri, Pleuronectiformes, Pleuronectidae. The coding region runs from base 120 to 803 and encodes 227 amino acids. The transcript is spliced from 5 exons. The record is from RefSeq and is a predicted model, not a curated record.
ACAGAGAGAGGACGAGAAGAAGAAGAAGAAGAAGAAGAAGUCAGAGAACAGGGGAAGGUAUUUUAUUUGAACUGCUUCUGGAAGUAACUAAAUCAGUUAAUGGUGAUAUAGCCCUGGAAAUGUGGAACAGAGGAGAUGCAGAGAAGAACUCCUGCGUGGAUCAGCUAAGGGAUUCUCCGCCAUGCAAAAAAUUAUCCCAUUCCAUCGAAGCGAUACUGAGGAGGCCCAUGUGUGUCCGAAAGGAGAAGAGAGUCCACCGGAGCUGGUCCGUCAUCAAGGAGAACCCCAGGGAAUCGAUACAGCACUCGUGUACAGAAACUCCACAAACCCGAUUUCUUGAAGAGUCUCCAAAGGCCACGUCAGACUGCAUCGGUCGGAGGAAGAAAAGGCAAACCAGGGUGACGUUCACACCGUUCCAGGUGAAGGAGCUGGAGAAGGUUUUCCAGCAGACUCACUACCCAGACGUCAACACCAGAGAGCAGCUGGCCUUGGGUCUGCACCUCACCGAGGGCCGGAUACAGAUUUGGUUCCAGAACCGCAGAGCCAAAUGGAGGAAGACAGAAACCCUGAAGGACCUGGAGCUGAUCUCCAGCCAGCACGUCCAGUCCUCCAGUCACGAGCUGCAGUAUUAUGAGGAACCUCGUCUGCAGCCGGUGUGCUGGCUGCCAUGUUGCCUCCCGAAACCUCCUCACCCCCGGCUGCUCCCCAGAACGACUUCAACAGCGUCAAAGCCCGUGCUGACCAACACACAUUCCCCAGAUUACAGGACUCUCUAUUUUGAUCUGCUGGGAACAGAGAGAUAGCACAGUUCCUAUUUUUUUUAACGCUGAUGACACUGUUCUGUUUCUUUGAUUUCUCGCGGUACAAAGAUCGCACUGACUUUCUGAUGAUACACAAAAUGGCGUCUAAAUGUGUUGUCCACCUGAACUACUGUUUUGCAUUUUGUUCAUUUACUGUUGAUAAACUUUGACCAUUCUCUGUCUGUCUCCGUUUCACAUAUAACUCUGUCCUAUCAAAUAA